Symsagittifera roscoffensis is the source of this 1641-nucleotide messenger RNA. Its product is annotated as galactosylgalactosylxylosylprotein 3-beta-glucuronosyltransferase 2-like. Gene Ontology annotation, biological process: carbohydrate metabolic process; chondroitin sulfate proteoglycan biosynthetic process. Gene Ontology annotation, molecular function: galactosylgalactosylxylosylprotein 3-beta-glucuronosyltransferase activity. Lineage: Eukaryota; Metazoa; Xenacoelomorpha; Acoela; Convolutidae. The transcript has 4 exons. The record is from RefSeq and is a predicted model, not a curated record. The coding region runs from base 417 to 1271 and encodes 284 amino acids. Gene Ontology annotation, cellular component: Golgi membrane.
CCUUUUUUAAUUUGAUUCUAAUCAUUCAGACGAAGGUUCGAAUACCUGAGAUCGUUAUCUGAGACUAAUAUUGUCACGUUUGAAAUCACCUACACAUCAACAAUCAUGAGCAGAUCACACUCUAUUGUGUAAAGCAUCUAACUUUCAAAUUGAUAAUUUUAGAGUAAUCAAUAAAAAGAACUUCAAUAUAAAUAUUCAAAAUAGUGUUUCUUGCUCGAAAGAAGUUCAGAAAACUAAAUCCACCAAAGAACAUUUUUUUAGCUUUAUGCUGGCGUAAAACCAGCUGCUCGAUCAUUAAGAUGACCAGCGAAAAAACUCCGGAACUUGUUUCAUUAAUUAUUUGAAUCGAAACGAUCGCACUGCAAGCACACAUAAAUAGUGAACUUCCGGAAUAAAAAAAAAUCGGACGAUCAGUUAUGGCUCGAUCAAAAUUACUGCGUGCAAUCAGCGUAUUUCUCAUUAUUUUUACAAUAUAUUAUUUAACUUUUCACUACUUAUCUAUUAGCCUCUCGAGUAGACCAACCAAGGCCAAAUCACCAGUUUUAUAUGUUAUCACACCGACAUACAACAGGAAGACCCAAAUGGCCGAUCUGGUCAGAUUAAAACAGACUUUGCUUAUCGUGGCUAACUGUGUUUGGAUUGUGAUUGAAGAUUCAGAUAAGACCAGUGCAAUAGUGCACAACUACAUCAAGGACUUCCCCAGAUUAAUUCACCUCUCCGAAGCAACAUCCAAAGACUGGACUUUUCGAGGGACCCAUCAACGCAAUAGAGGCCUCAAGGAAUUAUACUUAAUGCAUCUAAUGGGAGACAUUACUUCAUACGGGGCCAUAUACUUUGCCGACGAUGACAACACUUACGACGCCUCAUUCCUCGACCAGAUUAGAUGGGUGAAAAGAGUGGCCGUUUUCAACGUCGGCCUCAUCUCCGGGCAAUUAUUCGAGGGUCCGGAUGUUCGCGCGGGGAGAGUGGUGGGCUGGAAAACUGCUUGGCCCGACGACCGGGCGUUUUGCAUAGAUAUGGCUGGAUUUGUGGUCAACUUGAACUUCUUUCUUAGGAGGGGUCCCAUUGACUCUUUUUUGUUCAGAAAAACCAAAAAGGGUCACCAAGAAAGCGCAUUUUUGCAGAAUCUAGGCAUAAAAGUGGAUCAAUUGGAAAAUUUUCCAGGACCAAAUUUCAUAAAUGUUUGGCAUACCCGCACAGAGCAGCCCGAACCACUAGGAGAGCUCGCGACGUACGAGAGAAGAAAUGAUUUAUACUGGCCGUUCGAAUGAUGCUAAAAUUCGCGAAUUAACAAGCCUCCUGUUCAGACAACACGCUUUCAGAUGUCACAAUACUUUUGCUGCAAUAUAAUUCGAGUCCACAAAAUUUUUUGAGAGUGCGACGAACAGAUAUAUCCUUCAAUUUUUUUGGUGCAAAGUAUAAACUCAAAACCACUAUUUUAUUCAACCGUUCGAUUGUUUGUAUUGAAAGUUCAUCAACAGCGCCAUGUCUACAUCCAUAUCACCAACGGAUUUAGAGGAAGGUGGGCGGACGCCCCGCACUAAGGGAUCCGACUGCCUGCCGACCCAAAGGGUCCCCCCUUUGUACAAUUUUGAGAUAUCCAAUUAUGGCUUACUAACCCUAAAUUUUUUAUUAAGGCGC